AUGUGUAGUUCUCUCGUUUGCCGGUCGAUAAAACGUCGUUCUGUGUGUGUGGCAAACGAAACAGACAAGAAGUGCGUAUAGCAAAAAAUAAAAAAAAAUUAAAUAAAAUGUGAUUCGUGCGGAAAAACGAAAGUAAUGUGCGUCGAGCAGCAGAGUGUUAUGUGCGAAAGAGGGUGAAUGCAAUGAACAACGGGCCUCUGCCCCCUGUGCCGGAUCUCAUUCCUAUAUCGGCUCUUCGUAAAAGACGAAAUUCGAACAAUAAUAGCGACGGCAUUUCGGACGGGGGCCCUUCAGAGUGCGCCCCUUGCGCUUCGAACCGUUCGGAGGUUAUGGGCGAACAGCGCCCUCGACGGCGGCGCUCGGCAAAUCAACAACCCGCCGUCGAGUUAAUCGAUAACGCAGGGUCACGUGGCUCGAGCGCCGCCCCACAGGCACCGCUCUCCCGGAAAGCGAGGCCCGAGCGUCACCGUAAAUCAGACAGACGACGCGAACGACGCAAACUUACAACAACCCGCUCGACUAGUAAACAUUCCAAAUUCCGGGAAAUAAACAGUUCGCAGGGGCAAUUUCCCCAAACGCCGCGCGUGAAUCCGAUUUUUGUGUGGGUCCGGCAAGAAGACACUCGCAUCGUGGACGUGAAAUGCGAAGAUUACGACAAAAGGAACCGCAUCCUUCUUACGAAGACGGCGCAGGGCUGGCGCGCCAUACCUCGCACCGAAACCCUCGUGCCCACCCUGAAGGAGGCGGUUAGGGACCAACAUCAACAUCACCAUCACAAAAAUAAAAAAUCUCGCAAAGGUAAGGUAAGGCGCCGCUCUACCGGAGUCCAAGUUUCCUCUGACUUUGACGAGGAAGCGGAAGCCGUUCAGCAGGAGUCGCAGGACAAUGUCAUACUCAAUCAAGCCGAUGACAAAGCGCUGGCCGUUUCGCCACCUUGGAUGUCCGCUGAUAACAUUAAUGUAGAGUCUCUUUUACCGUCCCAUACUAUUAAAGUUAAGAGGUCAACAAGCCCGAACCAUUCUCCUGAACGAGACUCGAAUGUAAACAGUGUCGUAAGCCAUUGCGCGCAAUCGCCGACUAUAAAGUGCAGUGCCGACAAAAUAUGUGACGUCAGCCCUUUAGAUAAUUUACUUGCUGUAGCGGAACUAGAAUUUAAACAACAAAUUCAGUCGGAAGAAUGGAACAAAACAUCUGAAUCAAGCAUAAUUACCAAUGAGGAAGCAAUUGUAGCUUAUAACAAUUUCGAGCAAAGCGAUGAAGAUAAGGAAUUCAUGAAAAAUUUAGAAACUCUAAACAGUCUAAUCGAUUCGGAAAAAUCCAAGUUGGAACUUACUAAAGAAAUUAAUUUGACAGAACCCCAAAAAUCAGAAGAAUGCGACUACAAUGAUGAUGAUGAUAAUAAUUUAGCUAUGGAUGAUAUUCUUUCCAGAUUAGAACAAUCUUUAAGGAGUCCCGACAGUGCGGAAAUUAACAAUUGUGAUACAAGUUCAAAUAACAAUAAUAAAAUUGAGGUAGAUCAAGAGGAAGAUAUAACAGAGCAGGACGAGGAGGAAGAUAAUACAAAAGUGCAUUUUAAUAGUAGUGAUACCGAAAACGAACCAGACCUCAAAUCCGUACCUGAACCAGAAUUUGAAAAUUUUUUCGAAGAAACCGAUCCAAAGCACAUUGAAGAUAAACAGGAAAUCGAAAUCGAGAACGAAAGCGAUACUGAUAAAAUCGUUGAAGAGAUAGAAGAGGAAAAAACGGAAAUCAUAAAUUUAGUAGAAUCGUCUACUAUUGACGAGGACGAUAACAACAAACCUACGGAUUUAUCGGUAAAAAUUGAUAAAAAAAUGGAAGAUGACACAGAAAAAGUGGUCACUCUUCAAGAUGAACCUACCGAUUUAAGUAUACCUAAACAAUUAGCAAGUCCUAGACCACCCUCGCAAAAUUCCGAAGCCGUACAGUCGCCACAACCCAGUGGAAUUCCCGCAGUUCCACAAUCACCCGACCUUGUUUCGACUACUGUAAACGUAAGUAGCAAACCAAAAUCCGUAUUUUUAGAGUCUCUGUUGACAAAUUGUACCAAAAAAAUGGCACUAAAUUCGGAGGUAACGAUCGCUCCCCAAAGGGAGCCUUUAGAUCUGGGAAAAUCGCGCAAAUCAGCGAGCCCCACCGUCACGUGCUCGGAGGAAAUAAACAAUUCGUCAUCGCAAUGCGAACCUCCCACGAAAAAAAUUAAAUCGGUAGAUAUUACCUUGAAAACUCUAUUGGAUCCGGAUAGUCAAAAAGCAGCGGCUGAAAGUAAAAGUUCUGAGAAAUCUUUCACUACUGAAACGCCCAAGUUACUGGAAUUGUUACAAAAUGAGUCUGAAACGGAGCCAAUAGUGCAAUUAAAGCAACUACUAUCCGAUCCACAUCAGGACAUACCGGAUCCACUGUUGGUACCCAAAGAUUUAUUCAGUAAAAUUUUAAUAAAUCCCGGUACUGAGAUACCGAAAUUGUUGAAAGAAAGGCCCGAACUUAGAUUACCGCAAGCGCUGGCUUACCCUCAAAUAAUGCAAGAUCCUAAUAUGCUAGUUAUAAAUCAUCAUCAUUUAGAGUCAAUUUUGUGUAAUAAGCAUUCCUUGAAUGUCGGUAGUAAAUCAUCAAGUUCUGAUUCGAAAUCUCACGAUAAGCACGAGAAACAAAUCACUGAUAAGUCAACUGAGUCCAGUAGUACGAAGAAAAAAUCAACUGAAAACGCACUGAAGACUAAUUCAACUGUUGAAAACCAAACUAAAGCAUUUAAUGAAUUAGCUAAUGACAUAAACACCGCAACUCAAGCCUCAUUUAGUCAGAUGCCCUGGUUCCCUUACAUAAAUCAAAUGGAAGCCAUGGCGUUGUCUAAUAAUCCAGACUUCAUGAAAAUGCUAUCUUCUAUGCAUCAUUCUAUCUACAUGAAUCAAAUGCCGGAAUUGUUCGCGGGUUUGAGACCGCCUGUAUCGCCGAUGGGCUUUCCUGCGGUGCCACCGCCUAUGAACUACACCAAUCCUUUGGAGUUCAACAUGUGGCAGGAAGCAAUGCUGCAAGCCCAUAUCCUGCGAAACAAAACUGCCGAAAGCGAGCAAAACCUCUUCAAGAAUUACUUCGAAAAGAUGAAUCCUCAAAACAGCCGAACAGUGAACAACUGCGUCAACCCCAGAGCACAAUCUUCCAACAAACAGAAUUACUCCAAUCAAUUUUACCAAAAGGAACAACACAACUCGUACCAAAACCCGUACGGGAACUACAACGCCUAUAACUCCAAAUCUUCCCAAUUACCACCGCAAAAUCACCAGCGACAUCCGAUGAACCAGAGGCAGCAUUAUCCAUCCAAAACAUCCAACAACUAUCCGCACCAGAUGAACCAGAACUUCGGUUAUUUGUACAACCAAAUGUCCGACAUGGAGAAGCACCAGUACAUGCAGAUGACAACGCAAGACCAGUUCCACCAAACCUACCAGAACGCCGUUCGAAAAGAAGCUUCCCAUUCCACUCACCGUUCGAAGCAACACUCCAAGUCGUACUCGCACUCUUCGGCUGCUCACAAAUCCGCCCAACACCAUCUGGACCACCAGAAGGACAGGAGCCAUUCGAGCGCGAACGAGCCAACAAAGCCGCAAUCGACUCAGCCUAUUGAUCUUUCCGGUUCAACGGUGUCGUCGGGCGGUAAACUCAAGGUUAAACAGCACCUUAUCGAUCUCGCGAAUGCGCCGAGGCUGUUGAAGCAGCACGACGACGUCCCCGAAGUCGGCAGUACCACCGCCAGCAUCGAGGAAAUGCAAGACGCCCACAAGCACUUGUGGCAUCCCUUAUUUGGAAACCAAAAAGGCUACACAAGCCCUUGGAAUUGGACGACUGUAACAGCUACUGGAGAAUAACACAGGCCUCAGCCUCCAUCAACCAAUUGGAGGUCAAACAACGCAUACCAAUACCAACAAGGUGUCAAUAACUUAGAUGCCUCCUCAUUCACAGGGUUAGAUCUCGAGAUGUUCUUGAAUGUCAUGGUAACGAGACAUCCCCGUUGUACUCCCUUAAAAAGCGACGAAUCGUGAAAAAUCGCUCGAAUUAUAGUACAUUUUUGUUGCUCCAAAUAUCGAUUGAGUUUAUUGUAAAUAAUAAUUCUAGCGUAAGGGCAUGUCAUUUCAACAUUUUUCAGAAUUUUUGUAUUGCAAGCAUCUAUCAAAUCGAACAUAAUUUUUGUAAAGAAAUUCGUAAAUUAUAUCCGCGACAACUUCAUCUAUGUUUGUAGCAUCCCAGUUAGCAGAUGAUCGCAUAUUGUAUAAGCAUGUUUAAUUAAUCACGCCGAGCGGUUGCCCAUAACUCAA
Phyllotreta striolata is the source of this 4328-nucleotide messenger RNA. The record is from the annotation of a GenBank genome assembly. Lineage: Eukaryota; Metazoa; Arthropoda; Insecta; Coleoptera; Chrysomelidae.